CGAACUCACAUCUUGCUCUUGAUCCUGGAUGGCGCAAACGGGCUCUGUGGUGACUUACACUGGUCAUUUGUACCUGAGACAGCGUCUUGUACUUGCUAUUCUCAGUGGAAAGGCAAUUCGUGUAGAGAAGAUCAGGUCCGACGAUGCUAGUCCUGGCCUAACAGAAUAUGAGAUUAGUCUCCUCAGGCUUAUAGAAAAGAUAACCAAUGGAAGUGUAAUAGAGAUCUCCGUCACUGGUACCGCUUUCAUGCUCAAGCCGGGUACCAUCGUCGGCGGCUCUGUUGUGCACGACUGUCCUUUAAUGCGCUCUGUCGGCUACUUCCUCGAGCCGGUCAUCAUGCUCGCACCGUUUGCCAAGAAACCCUUCCACCUUAAUCUGCGAGGCGUUACAACUGAUGACAACGACUUGUCCGUCGACCUGAUACGAACUGUAACGUUACCCCAUCUCCAGCUAUUUGGGAUAUCUGACGGUCUAGAAUUACAAAUAAAAAAGCGUGGCGCUCAACCGAAUGGCGGCGGUGAGGUACACUUCCUGUGCCCCGUUGUCAGGCAAGCCAAAACCUUGAAUUUUAUCGAUCCUGGAAAAAUCAAGCGGAUUCGGGGAAUCUCACAUGCGGUCCGAGUCAGCCCUCAGUUCUCAAAUCGCAUGAUAGACUCAGCACGCUCGGUCCUCAACCGCUAUAUACCCGAUGUUUAUCUUUACUCUGACGUGUAUAAAGGCGAAGAGAGUGGCAAGUCACCUGGGUAUGCUUUGAGCCUUGUAGCAGAAUCUACCACGACUGCAAUGCAUUGCUCGGAAGCCGUGUCCAAACCCGGAGAAACACCGGAGGACGUUGCAUUGGGUGCGGCACAUGCUUUACUUGCGGAAAUCAGGCGGGGCGGUUGCGUCGAUAGGAAGCAUCAGUCUCUGGUGCUACUGAUGAUGGUUCUCGGUAGUGAAGAUGUUGGUCGCUGUAGAAUGGGCGAGCCAUCUCCGCGAACCGUGCAGUUCCUGCGAGAUGUUCGAGAUUUCUUUGGGACGACUUUCAAGGUCGUUCCGGCGGAUUCGGAUGGCGUGCCAAAUUCACAUCUCAUUUUUUCAUGUUAUGGGACAGGAUAUAUUAACGUUAACCGGACAAUCACUUGACCUUCAAGGAUACUGGUUAGCCUUACAGUCCCACGCCCUUAGUUGAAAAGUAUGAUACACAUGCUACGGUAGCCUUUGCCUAUCGAUAAAUAAUCAAAACUUUGCCAAAGUCUCCAUUACCGUCGCCUCCACCUAUUACUGUCAGCCAUUGUUGGAGCAUCGGCCAUCCCGCUUCAAAUAUCGUCGAAAGCUCGUCAGUGUGAUGUUCACCAUCCAGAUACUUGGCCAAGCCCUGAGGUGGCACCAAGGGACCAUUCUUAGUAUCAGUAUGAUGGAAAGGGAUUGAUGGUGUGUACAGCUGGAUUGACGGGGUUGACGGAGACCGCGAGAGACGAGGGCGGGAAAUGGCAGAAAUUUCGGCAUGGCCAGCAGGAAUGCUUUGUGGACCGGCGGGGGCCAAAGAGGGCGCAACUGCUAAGGGUUUUGACUGCGAAUAUGAAUUGCGCAGUCUCGGUUCCAAAGUCGCAUGGCCCCUACGGGGGGAUAUGUCAGGUGCAUCCAGUUCGAUUCGAAGUGGCGUAAUGGUUGAGCUAGAUUGCUGUACAGCUUUAUUGUGGAGUCUCUCAAGAACCCUUUCUGCUGCACUCGUACGCCGCGAACUAUGUGAAAAAUCCAGCUCGUCGAUAUCUUUCGUGGGUGAGCUAAGCAUGGCCUCGGGCAUGAUGGAUAUUAUGUUUGAAGGGACAUCCGAUAUUCGGCCACUGGCACGAUUCGUCUGGGAGAUGUUCGCCGAAUUGACGGGUGUUGCAGGAUUUGGAGAGCUACCACUUAACCUCCUCCUGCGGACCCGGGGCGAUGGGGUAUCACUUUGUGUGAGCACUGGCCAUCUGUGCACCCGCCGAAGAAAUCCCUUGAUUACGCCAAAACUCACAAAUCGCCUUAUGUCUAUGCCUAAUUCAGCAACGUUAUAUUCUUCCAUCCACUCAAAUACUGUUUUUCCAGGUUUGAGGCGGGAGUAUAAGUGAAGUAGGCGGGGCCAAUCAGGCACUUCUCUCCCAGAUUUUGUGACAUAAGCCCCACAUUCUUCCUUGACGUGAGGCGCGUCCGCUAGCCAUUGUACACUCUUCCUCAACGUGUACAUGUUGCAAUACUGAAAAAUAUCGAUGACCAUAAUAACUUGGUAGUACAAAAGGUGAGAGAUGGCCUGUCUCGUCAAUUCCAAGCCACAGUCAGCCAGUUGACUUAUCCGUUUGACGUGGUUCACGCCGUCAAUGUAUUGACAAACCUUGUUCAUGGUAAGAUCCCAGUUCUCGUCGACUCGCUUGGACAGGUUGAUCAGGGAUACCGGAACCAUCCAGUCCUUGACAGGAGGUGGAUUUGGAUAAAACGGGAAGAUCUUCAACUCGAUGGAAUUGAACAAGUCAAUUUGAAUGGAUGUCUCAGAGUACGAGUUGAGGUCCUCAUACAGUUGCUCAAGGAUAGCGUGCAUCGCAGUUGAGCUUUGAGACGAGGACAAAAAGGUAGAUUCCUCCUGUAUGGUGUUGAAACACAGAUCAAUGAGAUGUAGUAUCUGCUCCGAACCUCACAUGUAGUUAGGACCCGGCUGACUUUGCGGACGAUUGGCUCGUAGCAGCUUAGAUCCGCAGUCCGCUCAAAAACAAAGCAGACGUUGUAUCUGAAAUAAUUGCGCUCAUAGUUUCCGAGUAGCGCAACAGGAAAGCCGAUUAUG
Molecule: messenger RNA, 2795 nt
Organism: Coniophora puteana RWD-64-598 SS2
Lineage: Eukaryota; Fungi; Basidiomycota; Agaricomycetes; Boletales; Coniophoraceae
Product: 18S rRNA biogenesis protein
Exons: 12
Coding region: 29-1126 (365 amino acids)
Biological process (GO): ribosome biogenesis; endonucleolytic cleavage of tricistronic rRNA transcript (SSU-rRNA, 5.8S rRNA, LSU-rRNA)
Cellular component (GO): nucleolus
Molecular function (GO): RNA endonuclease activity
Source: RefSeq, a predicted model, not a curated record